AUGACUAUUCGCGAUAAGUUUAGACGCGCCCUUGGCGGCUCGCGACCUUCGUCCGACUCCUCGUCGUCUACCUCUGCGGCCCCUUCUAUCCUCUCUGCUUCAAGCCCGACUCCUUCCACCUCUACGACAACCUCGGCUCCGGACUCGCAAUCUAGUCUCUCUUCCCGCUUCAAGGCCCUGUCCCUUGGGCGGCGGAGCGGCAGGACGAGCGACAAGAAAAGUUCGUCGACGAGAGGCAACUCGCCGGAUCCCCGAGAGAAGCCCUUUACCGAGACCAACUUGCAGUAUCAAGCUCUCCUCGAACCUUUUACCAUGACGUUCGGUGCCACGCGGCGGUUGAGCGUCGACGAUGAUCUCAUCAGCCCCUGCACCUCGAGGAGAAACAGCGUCAUGGCGUGA
Parascedosporium putredinis is the source of this 399-nucleotide messenger RNA. The record is from the annotation of a GenBank genome assembly. NCBI's taxonomy places the organism in Eukaryota, Fungi, Ascomycota, Sordariomycetes, Microascales, Microascaceae.